UAUGUGAAAUUAGAAUUUAAAGGCACGACCUGUUUUGUCUUCAGCUUCGGUGCGUUCGCUAUGCGGUGCGUUGCUGUACUCGUCGUUACGUUGUUAAUAACAGUUGAGGCAUUGAAUAAGUGCGUUAAACGCCCAUCGCAAGAAACAGGACAGGACGAUGGACAUUAUUGCGUUUGCAAUGCAACGUACUGCGAUGAAGCUCCAGACGCGACCAAACCAUUCCGCACUUCUGCCAGAUAUGCUCUCAUAACUUCGAGCAAAAGUGGCUUGCGAUUUCAUAUGUCAAACGGUAUAUUUAGAAAAGAUAUAUCAAGAGACAAUGUCGACGGAAGAAUUAUCAUCAGACGGAGAGAGAACUAUCAAGAAAUUUUGGGGUUUGGUGGAGCAGUGACCGAUUCAGCAUGUCUAAAUAUCCUGAAGUUAACUACAAAUGCAUCCGAUAAUUUGUUGCGAAGCUACUUUGGUCAGAAUGGUAUUAACUAUAAUAUGCUCAGAGCACCAAUGGGUGGUACGGAUUUCUCAACAAGACCAUAUUCUUAUGCAAUGGUACCAAACGAUACAACGCUUGAACAUUUCGAAUUACAAAUGGAAGAUAUCGUUUACAAGAUACCGGUAAUAAAAAGAGCACAACAAAUGAAAAGGCAUAAGAUUAAAUUACUGACACUACCGUGGAGCGCUACUCCUUGGAUGAAAACAGUUGACACUUGGACCUGGAACAGUUCACUGCGCUCGGAAUAUCGACAACUAUGGGCAGAUUAUUUCGUAAAAUAUAUUGCGGCAUAUCAGCGUGUCGGUAUACGAUUCUGGGGUUUGUCGUCUCAGAACGAACCGAUGAACAACUUAUAUAUUCAACCAGACUCACUUCUUAACGGAAUGCACAUGACCGCCGAGGAAGAACGCGAUUGGAUUAUCGAUUAUUUGUGGCCAACACUGAAGAAGAAUAAUUUCCAUCACAUCAAGAUCUUUAUAAUGGACGAAAACAGACUAGUGCUUCCGUCUCGGCCGAGAAAAGUGUUUAAGAAAGCAGAAGCUCGUAACAUCGUUUCGGGAAUCGCGGUUCAUAUGUACUUUGACUAUAAAGUCAGUCCGAUUGUCCUUGAUGAAGUAAAGCAAGAUUAUCCUGAGAAAUUGAUACUUAUAACAGAAGGCUGCGUCGGAGUUCAUGACGAAAAAAAGGUGAUUCUCGGCUCGUGGAGACGCGGUGAGUUCUACGCGCAGAACAUUCUCGAAAAUCUGUCGCAUUGGGCGUCAUCUUGGAUUGACUGGAACAUCGCCUUAGAUACAAACGGUGGGCCCACUUAUACCGGCAAUAACGUAGAUUCGCCGAUCAUAAUCAACGUUACAGCCAACGAGUUUUACAAGCAACCGAUAUUCUACGCUAUUGGACAUUUUUCCAAAUACGUUGUACCUGGUAGCGUGAGAAUCGGCACAAUAUUAGAAAAUCUCGAAAAAGGAAUUCAGAGUGUCGCAUUCUUUACACCUGACCACGGCAUAGUAUUAGUGAUUUUAAAUAUGGACGAAGAGGAUAAGGAAAUUUUGAUCGAAGAUCCUAAGAAAGGAAUAGCGAGAUUAAAUGUUUUGGGCAAAUCCAUAAACACGAUGAAAUAUUGGUAGAGACGUGAUACAAAUAAUUUCAAUAAGAAGUGCGUCUAUAGAAGACUAACAAUGGUAGCAAUUCACACACAAAUCACAAACACUGGAAAAACAAUUAAACAAAGACUUGUUAAGUAACCACAGUUUUGUUAAUAUUGUUUUUUUAAUAAGUUUUCAAAGUUUUUUUUUUAACAAGCUUUUUCCGUUCAUCGAUACGUACUUUGACAAAAAAGUGUAUUUAUUUGGUUGGUAAAAAAUAGUUCUCAGUCAGUAUUGAGAAAUGUUGUAGUAUCUCUUUGGUGACUGGAUUUUGUACUUCUCUACUGUAAUAAUAGGAAACUUUGCUUUCGUAUGUAACCACCUCCAGUGGUGAUGUGAUUUUUGAGUAGCUUUUAUUGACAUGGACUAUGAGACCUAUUUUUUGUUUUUUUUAUGACUUUAUUAUUGUUUUAAAAUUAUAAAUUAAGUAUUUCUUAUUACUGUAUUAAGGUACAACAAAUUACAGAUGUUUUAUAAAACAAAAAACACAUUAUAGAUUGUAGAAAAAAGUUUAGUGAAAACUACUUUCCUACAAAAUAAGUCAUAAUAUCUUUUUUUUAUUAAAGUGAAAGGAAAGUGGAAAAAAUGCCAAACAUACAUUAUCAACAUAGUUCUUUGAAACUAUGUUUUAUCUACCAUUAAAAUAAACUAAAUUUAUUCAUUU
Molecule: messenger RNA, 2296 nt
Organism: Pseudomyrmex gracilis
Lineage: Eukaryota; Metazoa; Arthropoda; Insecta; Hymenoptera; Formicidae
Product: glucosylceramidase-like
Exons: 10
Coding region: 61-1614 (517 amino acids)
Biological process (GO): glucosylceramide catabolic process
Molecular function (GO): glucosylceramidase activity
Source: RefSeq, a predicted model, not a curated record